AUGGCUGGCGUUUUCACCGCUGCCGCUGCGGGGGAGGAGUCUGUCAAGCUGGCGUCAGCGAUCUUCGUCAUCCCCGACGCCUCCUCCUCACACAGUGGUGCGCACCAGAGGAUGCGGGACGUGGAUCUCACAAGCUAUGACAGCAGUGACUGCGGUGGCGCGGCUGGCGAUAUGAAGGAACCUGCAACCCUACAUGAGGUGGGUGAUUACUUUGCGUACUCCGCGCUGCAAGGAGAUGAUAUUGUGCGGCUCGACGGGAAGGGUGCUGCCCUUCAGGACCACGCACAGUUACCGAAGGAGGCCUCCAGUACUAAGAGCUUACAUGAGAUAGAGCGCACAAACACGUUUGUCCUGAAAUCAUCGACAACGACAUUGCUUUCGGGGAUGAGAGAACGUCGUCGGUCGAGUGUGAUGCAUGAAGCUCUGAAGAGAACAGAUGACGAGUUUGAUGAUGUUGUAGUGACGACAGAACGCCCCUGUUGUUGUGAUGCUGACUUCGGUGAUAAAGGCUCCGCUGAGUCCAUCUACAGGUACGCGACACCAAGCGUCGCGGGCACUGUCACCCCCGUCUUCCACCAAGGCUUUCUGUACAAGAUUGUGACGGAUGCCGGUGAUUGGUUCUUCUUCAACGAUACCAUGAAGUACAAGAUGACAGCGCACUAUAGGUUUGGCGGCGCGUCCAAGCUGGUACCUGGCCCCAAGACGACGAUGGAACAGCUUCCCUCUGGAGAGUACGAGGCGCAGCUCCUUGUGAUGCCAUGCGACACCGAGGCCUUUGUUUCGGGUGAGGUCAGUGGAUUCAAGAACCUUUCAACCGCAGAGUUGGUGACAGCCGAUUUUAGGAACGUCCACGUGGAGGGGCAGAAUGCUGUAAUUCUUGCGGAGCUCGACGAGAUUGCUUACGAAGCUGGAAAAGUCGCUGCAGAGAUGACCGAAAAAGAAGCCCUGCAGGCAUGCUGGCGCAUGAAGAAUGACACCGCCUUCAUUGAUCCCAUCUUCCCGCCGUGUCACCGCUCACUCUUCCGCCCAGGCAUCGACGCGAAAUUCCUCUGUGCGCUGCCAUGGCGACGCCCGCACGAGUACCUUCCAGCGCACCAUACAGAUGAGUGCCGUUUGUUUCGGGGAGGGGUUCUGCCGCAGGACCCGUGUCUUGGAGAAGGCGGUGACGCGUACCUUGUUAGCGCCAUGUCCAUCGCGGCGGAGUUUCCAGCGAAGGUGCGGGAGAUGUUUGAACACCCGCGGUCAGACGCAGAGGGCAUGGCGCAGAGGCGGCAAAAUGCCUACCACGUCACUUGCUGCUAUGGUGGCUGGUGGACAACAGUGCUCUUAGAUGAUUACUUGCCCUCCUCUAACCACGGGCCGGUUUUCGCGCGAUGUGACAAUGAUCUGCGGAAGCUGUGGGUGCCGCUGCUCCAAAAGGCAUAUGCGAAGCUCUACGGUUCUUACGCUGCCAUCCAAUAUGGGGACUCCUUGGAACCACUCCAGGAUUUCCUCGGAUUUCCGAUAUACCGCUUCGAUGAAGAGUGGGCGACUGCGCAAAUGGAGGGUGUGUUGUCGGCGAGUAGUUUAAACCUGUUUCUAUUCGUCGAGUCUCGUCAACAUAUGGGGUGCAUCGUAUGUUUCUGCACCCCGGAGGAAGGGCCGCCCGACGCACCGCUGCAACAGAAUGGACUGCGCUUCGGCAUGUCGUACUACGUCAUGGACACUGUGCGUUAUGGUGGCUUUCGUCUUGUCAAGGUCCGCUGCACAACUGCGGCGCCUGGGUGGAAGGGGAUGUGGGCCCCGCAGUGCGGCAAGUGGGAGGAGCACAAGGACCUCCGUCGUCUCUGUGAAGUAGACAAGGAGGGUAGUUUCGAUGGCGCUUUAUGGCUUGAGUGGUCCGAAGCUCUUGAACUAUUCGAUGGUGGUGGUGUAUGCUUCACACGCUUCGCGUACCACGACUACCGUGUCCGCGGCACUUUUGAAGGCGGCAUUGCCAGUGUAGCUUUGGUGAUCACUGUGGACCAUCCAAUGGAAGCGUACUGUAUGCUCUCGCAGAAGGACGACAGGGGCGAGGACCCGAGCGACCCCAACGCAGCCCUGGCGGCCAUAGCGUUGUGUGUCACACGCAGCGAUGAAGGUGCGGAGGCGCAGCAGCGCCCUUUCCUUUACGCCUCCAUGGAUCCGGAUACGCCGACGACGAAACAAACCUUCAUUAUCGCCCGCGAUGCCGCCCUGCAUUAUCGGUUUGUUCCGAAAUAUAGUCCGUACUACAUCAUUCCAUGCGUACGUGAGAGGACGGCCUCGACGCCCUACACCAUUGGCCUCUUGCCGAGCAGAUUGAUUGGCGACGCAUCGCGUGUUAGUUUUGUUCGCCUUACCAGCGGCGUUCUAGAAAGUCUCGCGUCAUUUGAUGCACCGGGCAAUACGCCAGUGGAGACAGACUAUCAGAUCCGCCAAACAACAGGCAUUGUGGAGGAGAGACGAGGCACUGAAUUAUGCGAUGACCGAUGUGCCAACGUAUAG
Trypanosoma grayi is the source of this 2505-nucleotide messenger RNA. RefSeq names its product calpain-like cysteine peptidase. Gene Ontology annotation, molecular function: calcium-dependent cysteine-type endopeptidase activity. The transcript has a single exon. Lineage: Eukaryota; Euglenozoa; Kinetoplastea; Trypanosomatida; Trypanosomatidae. Bases 1 to 2505 code for a protein of 834 amino acids. The record is from RefSeq and is a predicted model, not a curated record. Gene Ontology annotation, biological process: proteolysis.